GUAAAUUAAUUAAGGUUCAAUCAUACUCUUAAUUUAGACAAUUGAAAUCAUCGAACCUUAUCCAUCAUAUUUCAAUGCUGAGAUAAUCUAUCACAAAAAAUAGUCAAAAGACUUUUUGCAACUAUGAAGCUUGCACAAAUAUACAAUAGGUACGCUGAUACAAUUAAACUUGAUAAGCAAGCUUUCUUUAAUUAGCUGUCAAUUGAAUCAUGUUGUUAACAUUAUCCUGUUCUUUCUUUGUUAAUUGUUAAAUUAAAUUGAAUUAAAAGUUAGAAAAAUAUUUUUCUUGAAUAAUUGCGUCGUCUAAUUCGAUUGUUUAUCUUAGGUCACGGGCAGCAACCUGUUGCAUUCCGUCUCAAUAUUCUCUUGUCAUUUCCACAAGACCUUCGGUUUUUUUCUGCCCGUUGUCAAUUUGCUGAAAAGCUAAACAAAUUUGCUUUGAGUCUCUUGAAUUUCUGCUCUUCUUUUCUACCUUAUCAAGAAUUUGUCUGGAUAAUUAGACUUUUUUAACCGGAGAUUAUGAUUCGAGAGUCCAACUUUUCUUGGCUGUAAUUAUCUGCGGACUGCUAACAAACGUAGGCACCCUGCAGUUUAUUUGUUUCUUGCAGUUUGAUUAGGAGAUGAGAUUUGCGAGAAAAGUGCUCAUUUUUCUUUGAUGAAAUAAAUAACAGGUCGUUGUUAUAAGGAUUAAUUAGCCAAAAACAUCUGCCUUCGGUCUGCGCAAUGUUUUUGUGUGGAUUUUGCGUUCGUCUUUGUUCAUCUUAAUUUCCUUACGACCUGCUCAAGUGCGUAUAGCUGAAUGUUAGCUCUUGAUAGAUUAAUCGAGGCAUUAUGCUUCCUCAAAGUUGUCUAAAAGGACUCUCAUUCCUGGCUGGCUGACUUGACCACUACAGCAAUUAAAAUCUAUACCUUCAAACAUGUUAUUUUCGUGAUGAGCUGUGGAAAUCAAAAUAAUUUAUAUCGACCAGCUUUAGGCCAUUUUGACUUUGGCUGUUCGGUCUAGAAGCGUUUAUAUGUUGACGACGUGAUUAUUACAACACGACCCUACUCUCAGCUAUACAGCGAUUGCAGCGAGGAUUGCCAUUUGAAAAACAAGCUCUUUGCGUCAAAGAAAAACACUUGCAGUCACAGUCGGAGUUGGAGAUUUCUAUUGUUAAAUGCUGUAGUACUAAAAAGGUAGGUCAACAAACAUUUGAAGGACGCAUUCAAAAACUCAGCGUUUGUAUGGAAAUUGAAAUUGUUUUGGGUUGAGGCUUAACCUAACUUUGCAUGAAGAAAAAUUUCAACGAACGAUAUGGUUUCAAUUUGAGGAGCCAUUAGGAUUACAUUUUAGAAAGACAUGUAACAUUACCAUAAAGACACCGAAAAUAAAAUAAGAGAUGAGGGGAAACAAUGCAAUUUCCAGGAAGUGUUUCUUUGGCAAGGUUAUUGAUGUUUAUUCAAGGGAGCUUCCUACGCGUUUAUAUGUUGUAUGAUAUAUUACUGAUCUAUUUGCAUACACAUUCAAAUUUGCUAGAUGCAAAUGAAAUAAAAUAAUUUGUGUUCUCUUUCAAGCAACUAAGAUGGCAGGAUUAUUGAAUCGGGAAACAUCAUCACCCCUACCUCUGCGCUCCUCGUCUGUUUGGGCAGACAUACGUGGCUUUACCGCGCGGACAACAGCCGCAUUGACGUAUUACAAUGAUCAUCGGGUUGAAAUUGAAGCAAUGUUUGUCAUGCCGCUUGAUUUUUCAUCUCAUGUCGUUGAAUUUGAAGCUAAUAUCGAGGGGCGAUAUCUUUUCGUCGAUAUCGAAAAUGAAAAUGAAUCAGAAAAAAAGACUGCAAUUUACGACUUUGAACCACGUAAUGACGAAAAAUUUUUGAUAAGCAUUGGCAGACUCUCGCCUUGGAUACUUAUACAAGUACAAGUUACAGUGAUCACUGAAAUUUUCUGGAUGUCUUACAACUCUGCACUGGAAUUCUUGCUACCCAGUGUCUUCACCCCGCGAAUUGUUUCUGACUUAUCAAAAUACGAAGAAAUGAAAAGCAAAGACCCAAGAAUGCGAUUUGCACCGUGCAUUCCCGCCAUAUCAACCCUAGGUUACAGUCUUGAGAUCGAAGUAAGCAUCGAGGCCCCUUGUCGUGUUACAAGGGUGUCUUCUGGAACCUAUCCUAUUCAAUUUGAUUCAUUAGCUCAAGACGAUGAUUCCGCAAAAAUUCGCGUUCAAUUACCUGACAAUUUCAAGCAUGUUGACAAGGACUUUCAAUUGUCAUUUCUUCUUGAAAAACCACGCGAACCGUUUAUUUAUAUUGAGCAGGCCCGGCACACACAUACUAACGAAUUCGGGGAGAAGAACCCAAUAAGUAAUAUAAUGAACAACCCUGUUUUGAUGUUGAGCUAUUCGCCUGAUUUUUCUAAUUUGCAAAGGGAAGAAACAAUGGGUACUUCAGAGUUCAUUUUCAUGAUUGACCGUAGUGGCAGCAUGAAUGGCAAUCUUAUCAACAGUGCAAAGGAGACGAUCCUUUUGUUCCUUCAUAGUUUGUCAUCUAAUGCGUAUUUCAAUGUUUUAAGCUUUGGGACCUACUUUCAAAGUCUUUUUAAAGAAAGUCAGCCAUACUCACAAGCGAAUCUCGAGGAAGCAUGUUGCUACGUGCGAAAAAUUCGUGCAGACAUGGGAGGGACGUCAUUACUGGAGCCCCUUGAAUGGAUUUUCAGUGGACCAGUUCGCAAGGCUGUGCCACGCCAGAUUUUUAUGGUAACAGACGGAGUUGUCACAGAUUCAUCGAAAGUCAUUGAAUGCGUCAAAAAGCGAAGUCAUCUCACAAGAAUUUUUACCUUUGGUCUUGGAGAAAACAUUUGUCUACCUCUGCUGCGUGACUUGGCUCUCAUUACACAUGGAAGGACAGAAGUCAUACCAGUCGGCGAGCGACUUCAACCAAAGGUAAUCGAAAAGAUUCAAGUAGCUUUACAGCCUGCAGUUACAAAUCUACGUGCAUCUUGGAUCUUGCCAGAUGGUUAUGACGUCAUCUAUACUCCAGAACAUAUACCGCCUUUGUUUGACGGAGACCGCCUGACGAUGUACGCAAUUCUAGCAAGGAGAAAAGAUUUGGAGGCUACUUCAAACGAGAAACGCUCUCAGAGAUCUUCCUCUGAUUCUGUUAAAGAAUUCUGGUUUGAGGAAGAUGAAUUCGAAGUGGAACUUAUUUGCGAUGAUCGGUCAAAUAAAGACAUCUUAUCCAAAAGUACUUCCACGCCAAGCGAUAUUUCGCAUCAUAGUUUAAUUGAAAAUCGGCUAGAUCUUAACCAUUCACAAGAGCCGGAUGACUUUAACGACAACGAGGUGUUUCUCACCGAAGAGGAGGCAGAACGCCUCACAGAGAGUAAUAGCUGGCAACAUGGUAAGCGUAGUUCCAUUGAUCGUGUGCAGUCGUGGCGAGUGAGUCGGAAUCCUGACUCUGUUGAAUCAGAUAACACCCUUGGUGUACCAUUGUACGAGGUGCAAUGGAGGUCAGCAGAACGCUUAACGUCAAAGACAUCUACCGGCAGCACAUUCAAGGAAAGUCAUUUCAGUGCUAGUACGGGUGAUAUAAGAAGUCACUAUAUUCUUUGUCGCGACGGGGGAUCACAAGAUCAUGGUGUAGAGUCUUUGCCAAAAUACCUUGCCCAUCCAGGGUAUCCAACACGUCACAACUCGGCUAGAAGCAAUGAAGGACGAUCACCAGUUCAAAAACUCUGUACAGAGCUGCCAUAUUGGGAUACAUUACCGAAUAUGGAGAAUAUAAAAGCAAGUGAUUAUCCACUUGCAGGUGGCUGUCAUAAAGUUUCAGACGAUAGGCGCUCUGUGAAAAGUCUUGAGCUGGGCUAUGGGAAGCCUCUUAGCCAUGACAGUGAAUGCCUUGACGAUGUCUUGCCAACUUGGUUUCAUUCGAACAAAGGUAUUCAAAGCAACGUCGAAGAAGAUAUCGAAAUGAAAGGAUAUGAUGCGAAUAGUCUGCGCAAGGAAGCUCGCAGGUUAAAGCAAUCCUUAUCGGAUGACCACGUCAACACGCACUUUAUUGAAGAAUCAAAUUUCCAGACAAUUUGUCAAAUGUUGGAGGUCCUGGUGCUCGAUAAACGUCGACGAUUGAUAGAUUAUAUCUUACAACAAGAAGAGUUCGUGAAAUGCUCGUGGGGUAGGGAACACGAUAGAUAUAAACAGUCAUUGGUUGAGAGCUGCAAUAGAAGGGAUAGUGGUCUUGGGAAUAGAUCAUCUUCGGAACCAAAAAGCGAUCAUGAGGAAGACGCCAUGAUGUCAGUUAUGCAUAAUCGUCUGGAUCCAAAAAGAAACAAUAAUGGUCUCGUUUCAAAAUCAUCCAGCGGGUACUUUGAGCAGGAAAAAUUUCCAGACGAUCGUCACAUGCACGUUUCAAAGUCUGAUCUAUAUAAAAGACAGCAUUCGGACGAUUGCCAUUCUGAAAGAAGUGGAAAGUCGAAUAAAUCGUUGGGUCGACCUCAUUCUGGGCUUGAAGCUGAAUUUUCUUCUGAUUAUGUUGCUGGAAAGUUUGGACGUAGUGAGGCAACCGGUACAUUUUAUGAUCGAGCAAGAUCAGUUACAAGUGAUGCAGCGUCAGCAAAGAGUUGUCGGACCUCAUCUCUCAGCAACGACAAUGUUGCCGAUAGGAAAUAUGCUGCUUCGCACGGGAGCAAUAGACUAAGUGCAUCUGCAGAGCAUAUUUCCCGCAGGAAAUCGCGAGAUGACCGCGUGGCAUCUGCAAGGAGCGAAGAUACACUCAGAAAGCGUAAAAGUUGCGACAGAUCAGUUGAUGGCGGAAAUGUAACCCAAGAGGCACAGAGCAGCCCUCAAAGGUCACCUGGCCCAACAGAUGGACAGAAUAAAUCUGUUUUUUCCUCUUUCAUCGAUGGUGUUAGAAAUUUAGCUAGCCGACUGUCAGAGCGAACAGACCAAGGAACAAGUAAGGAGACAAACAGCAGAACAGCAAUUUCAGGAAUCUUCUCACGGCAGAACACUGGGGAUACAAAGUCGAGCAAAGGAGCUUUGGAGAGGCAGAGCUCAGCAGCUGAUUUUGAAGGAAAGGCCAGCAGAAGUGGCACAACAAAGUCAGAUGAGACAAGACCAGAUGAUCGCAUUCAUUCUAAAAGGAGACAGUUGCAGAGUAUUGGCCGAUUAGCCAAUAGCAUGUCUUUAGACAAGCAGAGUGAAAAACUUCCAGUCAAUCGCCAGUCAUCAAUGAAGUAUGCAAAGCCACUGCUAGAAAGGUCAAGGACAAUUAGCUCGUCUUUUAUGCAUGAUUUGGGCGAUGGGGAGGAGAUCAGUGGAGACAACGUUGCAUUAAACCCAAACCAAGGGAUGAUUUACCUGACAGGAAAUGUAGGGAGGCGCCUUUUCAAGAGGCUUAUACCGUUUAAACUUGCUCUAGACCAGGAGAACAGCACAGAGAAACCAUUUGAGCCGACCAUCCACCAGCUGGCAGCCAAGUCAAUUAUCCUGGAUCUUGAGCGGCAACUAGAAGAGAACACAUCAUUGAACAUCGAUGGCAAGGAAUAUAUCACGACAUUAAUUGGCGAAGUAAGCAGAUCAGCAAAAGUGGCUUCCAAAUACUCAGUGCUUGUUGUUAUAGACGACAAAUGCAAAGAGCAAGAAGCUGUUUUCAUUAAGAAAUUCUCUAAACGUCGAGGACGCUCUCUUAGUCACCGUAGUAUGCCAAAUACAUCUGAAUUACAGGCAGAAUCGCCACCAAUGUAUGAUAUCCAAAGAAAAGAAGUCAAACAGAUCGAGUUUGGCAACAAAACUCACAAAAUAAUGACAACAAAAUUUACAUUGUUUACUCCAAAACCACCUGAAAAUUCAACACUGCUGUCUCCAGCCUCGGCAUCACGCCACACGUUACUUGUGCAGAAGAGGUUGUUUGAAUCAUCGGGAUACAUGAAAAUGGUUGACAUCCAAUGCUCAGAUGGAUUUUGGAUGUUGAACGAGGAGCUAGCUGACGUCAUCCCUGCCCCAUUGGCAAAACUCAGGCAAAGCUGUCCUUUUGUGGACCCCACCUUCGACCUUAACAAUGACAAAGAGAUCCAUAAAGGACUGGAGCUCAGCGAAGUUUACGAAAAAAUCUGGGCAACAUCUCUGGCAGUUAAAUGGCUGUUGCGUUCUUGGGCCCAAUAUAAGGCAGAGUGGGAUCUUGUAAUACAGAAAGCAAGUAAAUGGAUGAAAUUUCAGAGAUUGCCUGCAGGUUUUGGAAUUGAUGAUAUCAAUCUCAUGGCUCAGCAGUCUUUAGGAGUCAUGUUAAGUAACUCAAGAAAGUCUUCAAAUCAUUAAAACUGUCGGCUGUUGGCUGCUAGAGUUAUGUGCACAUUGGUUCAUCUUUAACUUUGCUUUAAAUAACAUUAAGAGAUAGUAAGAAAACCAUUAAUAGACAAGUUGUUUUCCUCUUUGUGGCUUCUCAGCCUUAAACGAAAUAAAAAGAAAAGUAGUUUUGUUGCAUAGCUAUGGUGGCCCACAAGGGUCACGGAACAUAUCCAUAAUUUCCACAGCAAACAUUCUUUUUUCAGAUAAACUUUCUCUCACAUUCACGGCACACAUUCUUUCACAUUCACGGCAACUUUCUGUCAUAUUCACGGCACACAUUCUCUCAUAUUCACGGCAAACUUUCUCUCACAUUCACGGCAAACUUUCUCUUAUAUUAAUGACAAACUUUCUCUCACAUUCACGGCAACUUUCUGUCAUAUUCACGGCACACUGUAGCGAUGUCAGGCCGGGACCGUCACUCUGAUGCAAAUUGUACCCCUCAUGUCAAAUAUGUACCUGACGGGUCGAAUUUUCAAACAUGAAAGAAGUAAAGAAACCAAUCAAACUAAUAGAUGACUAUCAGAGGCGCAGUGGCUGGGGGGGCAGGGGGGACAGCCACCCCCCUGGCAAAAAUUUUGUCGGAUAGUCGGAAAAUCCAACGUUUAUCGGAAAAUUUGAAAUAUUAGACAAAAUGUAAGGUUUUCAUCGAUCCUGUCCAAAAGGUCGCAUAUUUUUUUAAACCUGUCGUAAAAUAGGGCAUGCUCAACCCUUCUUACCUAUUUUCAUUAGAAUAUUUGUCGGAAUCUUCACAUUGCUGAAAUUUGUAAAGGAAAUUAACGCUCUGGUCUCAGUUAUUUUAUAAACUCCCAUUUCCGACAGUUAAAAUUCAACUCAGUUCAUUUCGAAAUGAAUUCGCUGGUGUUGUAGAAGACGCAAAAAGUUAUUGUUUUCGCCAUGACUUAGAAGAGCAAAAUUUUGUCGAGCGACGA
This is a messenger RNA of Rhopilema esculentum, 7249 nucleotides long. RefSeq lists its product as uncharacterized. The record is from RefSeq and is a predicted model, not a curated record. Lineage: Eukaryota; Metazoa; Cnidaria; Scyphozoa; Rhizostomeae; Rhizostomatidae.